Molecule: messenger RNA, 838 nt
Organism: Paramecium sonneborni
Lineage: Eukaryota; Ciliophora; Oligohymenophorea; Peniculida; Parameciidae
Source: the annotation of a GenBank genome assembly
AUGAUUGAAUUUAAUAGCAUAAAAAGUUGUGAUAAAAUACUUUAUCAAAGACAACCUUCAAAACAGAAUUCAUGUACUCCAAAAAGUGUGUUUACUCCAAAUACUUCUCCAAAUUCUAGAUUAAGAAUACUAAGUCCAACAAAUAAAUUAGAUUCCACAGAAAAAUUCAAUAGAACUUAAAAUAGCACCCAAUAAUUUUAAAAUAUGAUAAGAAGAGAUUUAAUAAAAAAGAAAAUGAAUCUAUUAACAGCCACAUUAUAAACAAAUAAGACUGAAAUUAUUAAGGAAGAGAAUGCAUUCAGUGAUAGAUUACUUAUGAGUAGUUUUGAGAAUUUUGUUAAUGAAACUGAUUAAAAACUUUAGAAAAUUUGUCAUUGGAUUAGUAAAUCACCAUAAAGUAUUUCAAAUUCUUAACCCAUAAUUCCUGUAAAGGAAGGACAGAUAGAAAAUUUUGAAAAGAAAAUUAUAAAGUAUUAUAUUUUAUCAAUAUAGAACUAAAUAAAUAUUAGAAGAGAAGAGAUAAUAACUUAAAUAUGCCAAAUAAUAAUACUAAUAAAAUAAAUAAUUAUUAAAAUAAAUGAAAUUUGAAUUAGAUUAAUUGAAUGAAGAUCAAAAGAUUCUAGAAAUAAGUACAACUAAUAGAUCUUUAAAAGAUGAAAUAGUUUAUAAUAGACAGAGUAUAAUUAAACAUAAAUAAAUAUUAACAAAGGUGGAUUAAUUCAUCAAUAAAUAUUUGAAAGAGUAAUUAUUAACUGAGGAUUGUUAAUUUGGAAAAUAUAUAAGUAAAUUUAAUAACAUCUAUAUGUAAAUGCUAAUAACACUUGAUAAAUAAAUCUGA